GUAGGAAAAAUAGUAUCGUGUGCCGUUGGUUUUACGUUACAAAAACCUAAGACGAGCAAGAGAGAAAAUUAGCGAAAGAAUUACGAUAACGAAAGAUCUGUUCUUCAUAGAUGAACUGCCCCCAGUUCACCUAUAAAGAACAGACCUCGGGUGACGUUUCUGAACGCAGCCCUAACCAUAACCUUGUCGUACGAUUUUCGCGCCAUUUCUCUGGUGCGAUUCUCUCCGUGUGUUUCUGCGCUCGAUUCUCGUGUGUUAUUCAACGGGUUAUACAUAACUUCAACGUUGAGACACGCAGUAUUGUCACAGACUCACAGUUUAAGCAUUUAACGAAUCGAAGAGCUGCAGUAACAAAAGCAGGAGGUCCCCUAGUGCAUAACCUUAUUAUAUAUUCGUGUUAAUAACAUUACCGCAGGGGGUCAAUUCUGUGCUACGUGACAUCCUAAGGGACGAGUCAAAGGCGUCUAACUUUCGCCCGAGGGAAGUGGAAAGAAGCUGACGACGUUAAAAUGGGUGACGUUGCGGAUUUGCUUGACUUAUUACCAGUCUAUUACUCGAGACUGUUUCCCUUCGCUGACUAUUAUAGGUGGCUGAGUUAUGGAAACGCCAGCACUUUCAGCAAGAGAGAAUUCUCCUUCACCCUCUCGGAUGACAUUUACAUACGCUAUCAGUCUUUCAGCGACCAGAAGGGACUGUCGGACGAGAUUAAAAGAUUGCUGCCACAUAAAAUAGACAUAGGAGCGGUUUAUAACGUUCAGCCGAAAGACCAAAAAAGAGGCCCUAAUUUUCAACCAGUGGAGAGAGAAUUGGUGUUCGAUAUAGAUAUGACCGAUUACGACGAGGUAAGAACGUGCUGCAAGGGGGCGGACAUUUGCGGCAAGUGUUGGAAAUACAUGUCGCUUGCUUGCAAGAUAUUGGACAGCGCGCUGAGACUGGAUUUUGGAUACAAACACAUCUUGUGGGUGUUCUCCGGCAGAAGAGGUAUUCAUUGUUGGGUAUGCGACUCCGCGGCGCGCAAUUUGUCGGGGCAGGUACGAGCUGCGGUUGCCGAGUAUUUGCAGAUUAUAGGCGGAGGUGAAUUCAAGAAGAAGAAGGUACACCUCGCCGGCGAUAAAAUUCACCAUUCCAUCAAGCGUGCUCUCGAUAUAAUCGAUCCUGUCUUCCUCGAAAUGUGCGUCAGAGAGCAGAAUAUGUUGGGCACGGAAGAAGGAAUCGAAAAGUUCCUUCCGAUAUUGCCGAAUGACGAAGAUAGACAAGAGGUGAAGGUGUUGUUCGACAAGGAAAGUACCAGCGAGGCUAGGUGGAACGCAUUCAUACAGUACAUCGAGUCUAAACGGACGGGGGGCGACCGAAAGUGGUAUUUGUAUCGUCACUUGAUCGAAGAGAUAAAAUUACAAUAUUCGUAUCCAAGAUUAGACAUAAACGUCAGCAAAGGCCUAAAUCACUUAUUGAAAUCGCCUUUUUGCGUUCAUCCGAAAACCGGUAAAGUUUGUAUACCAUUCAUUGUGAGUGCAGUGGAUAAAUUUGACCCCGAUAAGGUCCCGACGAUAAUGACGCUGAUAAAGGAGAUCAAUGCCUACGAUGUAAAGGAUAAAGCUGAAGAGGAGACGUACGAGUUAAAUAAAAAGCGGAUUAAGGAUUACAAGAAAACGAGCUUGAACAAAUGGCUACACGUUUUCCAAGAGUUCUUACGACACUUGGAGGCUGAGCGACGAGAAGAAAGAUUAAAAGGAAAAACGUGUUUACUUUCAGUUUCGACCGACAGUAUGGAAUUUUAAAAGCUCUUGCAAGGAUAAGAAGUUGCCUCCUAAAAAUUGCUAUUCUACCGGAAAUAAUAAUAUUAUUUAUAAUGCUUUAAAUAUAGUUUUAUAGAAAUAAAGAAAAGACACAUUUUUUUUAUCUUCAAAUUCAGCGUCUUCGCUUUUACGUAUUACAUAUUAAGUUGCCAAGUAGUAUUCUUACAGUGUAGAAAGAGAAAGAGAGAGAGCGGGGGG
Vollenhovia emeryi is the source of this 1994-nucleotide messenger RNA. RefSeq names its product DNA primase small subunit (gene DNApol-alpha50). The coding region runs from base 510 to 1778 and encodes 422 amino acids. NCBI's taxonomy places the organism in Eukaryota, Metazoa, Arthropoda, Insecta, Hymenoptera, Formicidae. Gene Ontology annotation, biological process: DNA replication, synthesis of primer. The transcript is spliced from 7 exons. The record is from RefSeq and is a predicted model, not a curated record. Gene Ontology annotation, cellular component: alpha DNA polymerase:primase complex.